Messenger RNA from Chinchilla lanigera (long-tailed chinchilla), 2130 nucleotides. RefSeq names its product RIO kinase 1 (gene Riok1). Lineage: Eukaryota; Metazoa; Chordata; Mammalia; Rodentia; Chinchillidae. The record is from RefSeq and is a predicted model, not a curated record. The transcript has 17 exons. The coding region runs from base 160 to 1869 and encodes 569 amino acids. Gene Ontology annotation, biological process: maturation of SSU-rRNA. Gene Ontology annotation, molecular function: protein serine/threonine kinase activity; ATP binding. Gene Ontology annotation, cellular component: preribosome, small subunit precursor; cytosol.
CUUCCGGUCAGUGGGUGGUCCUGGGAGCUGGCGAGCGACCCUGCACGUGGCCUGGCUGUUGGCUUUCUGGGCUUCUAAACGGUCCGAAGCGGGGGUUGGCCGCAGGUCAAACCGUCGUCUGUGCUACUCCUGCCCUAGGAGGGGCGGGCGGCCUGCGUCAUGGACUAUCGGCGGCUCCUGAUGAGCCGGGUGGUUCCUGGCCAGUUUGACGACGCGGAGUCCUCGGACAGUGAAAAUACAGAUUUGAAGACAAUCAAAGCAGAAGAUGGCAUUCUAUUUAAAGAUCUUCAAAGUAAUAUGACCGAGAAGGGGGAAGGUGAGAUAGAAGAUGAGGAGGAAGAAGAGGAGGACUAUGAUGACGACGACGAUUGGGACUGGGAUGACGGAGUUGGAAAACUCACCAAGGGCUCUGCCUGGAGUGGAGGGAGUAACCCACAGGCAAAUAGGCAGACUUCCAACUGCAGUGCGGCCAAAAUGUCUACUCCAGCUGACAAGGUUUUACGGAAAUUUGAGAAUAAAAUUAAUCUAGAUAAGCUAAAUGUUACUGAUUCUGUCAUAAACAAAGUCACUGAGAAGUCUAGACAAAAGGAAGCAGACAUGUAUCGCAUCAAAGAUAAGGCAGACAGAGCAACUGUAGAACAGGUUUUGGAUCCCAGGACGAGAAUGAUUUUAUUCAAGCUGUUGACAAGAGGGAUCAUAUCAGAGAUAAAUGGCUGCAUUAGCACAGGAAAAGAAGCUAAUGUAUACCAUGCCAGCACGCCAAGUGGGGAGAGCAGAGCAAUCAAAAUUUACAAAACUUCUAUUUUGGUGUUCAAAGAUCGGGAUAAGUAUGUCAGCGGGGAGUUCAGGUUUCGUCAUGGCUACUGUAAAGGAAACCCUAGAAAAAUGGUGAAAACUUGGGCAGAGAAAGAAAUGAGGAACUUGAUCAGGUUAAACACAGCAGAGAUACCAUGUCCCGAACCAAUAAUGCUAAGAAGUCAUGUUCUCGUCAUGGGUUUCAUUGGUAAAGAUGACAUGCCUGCACCACUCCUGAAAAAUGUCCCAUUAUCAGAAUCCAAGGCUCGGGAGCUGUAUCUACAGGUCAUUCAGUACAUGAGGCGAAUGUAUCAGGAUGCCAGGCUCGUCCACGCAGAUCUCAGCGAAUUUAACAUGCUGUACCACGGGGGCGGUGUGCACAUCAUUGACGUGUCUCAGUCUGUGGAGCACGACCACCCGCAUGCCCUGGAGUUCCUGCGGAAGGACUGCACCAACGUGAACGAUUUCUUUCUGAAGCACGCCGUUGCGGUGAUGACCGUGCGGGAGCUCUUCGAGUUCGUCACAGACCCGUCCAUCACACCCGAGAACAUGGACGCUUACCUCGCUAAGGCCAUGGAAAUAGCCUCUCAGAGGACUAAGGAAGAAAGAUCCAGCCAAGAUCAUGUGGACGAAGAGGUGUUUAAGCGAGCAUAUAUUCCCAGAACCUUGAACGAAGUGAAGAAUUAUGAAAGGGACAUGGAUAUAAUGAUGAAGCUAAAGGAGGAGGACAUGGCCAUGAAUGCACAGCAGGACAACAUUCUGUACCAGACGGUCACAGGAUUGAAGAAAGAUUUGUCAGGAGUUCAGAAGGUACCUGCACUCCUAGAAAAGGAAGAUCAGGAGAAGACUUGUUCUGACUCCGAAGAUGCAGGGAGCUCCUUGAAUUCCGACAGUGACUCUGAGGAGCAGGGGGGCCACGCGCGGGGCCAGAAGCACACCACGGACCCAGACGUGGACAGGAAGGAAAGAAAAAAGAUGGUCAAGGAGGCCCAGAGAGAGAAAAGGAAAAACAAAAUUCCUAAGCAUGUGAAGAAAAGGAAGGAGAAGACCGCCAAGACCAAGAAAGGCAAAUAGGGGAGCUGCGCAGGCGUGGCCACGCCCAGCCCCUUCCGCGCGGCGGAGCGCCUGUGUCCUUGCGCCCCAGCGACCGCCCGGGCCGUCACCAACUCUGCAGUGGACAGAGGAUUUACGGAGUGAAGAACUUCAUAGGGAUGUUUAUUUUUAUAUGUAUUUUCUCCUGUAAAAUAUGUUUCAGAAGCAUCGUUUUGGGGUUUUUUUGUUUUUUUUUUUGAGACCGGGUCUCACCAUGUAGUUCAGACUGACCUUGAGCUCACA